Molecule: messenger RNA, 2973 nt
Organism: Paramisgurnus dabryanus
Lineage: Eukaryota; Metazoa; Chordata; Actinopteri; Cypriniformes; Cobitidae
Source: RefSeq, a predicted model, not a curated record
GUUUCAUCAAGCGUCUUUGACGCGUUCAUGAAAACAUUUAUUAGUGAGUGUCCAUGCAGCAUUUCUCAUUUACAUUUCCUAAAUGUUCAAAACGGACAGAUGCAAUAAUUAACAGUAUUUGAAGAUAAAUGCCGUGCAUUCAUCGCACAUAUAAAUGUCGAGGAUGCGGACGUUUGGACACGGCUAGCGCGCGACACAUUGCGCUGCUUUUGCUUCACUGAUUUGUAAAAGAAAAGAUAUCAAGUUGUCAGGGCAAUAGUGUGAUAUCUUCAUUAUUGUACGACGCUUUACGGCUAUACAAGUAAUAGCAGAGAAAGACAAGUCUCGUCAUCAACAGAGAGAAGAAGGAGAGUCGCGUCAUCAUUUCCGGGCCGUUGCUAGCCGGUAGAGUGGAUCGGGACGCAGGAUCGCGGGGUACUGGGAGCGGAGUGGUGUCCGUGUCCAUACCGAGACUGCAGGACAUUAGCAUGGCCACCGGCAAGGGAACAAGCAAACCGUCACUUUGGCAGAACGAACGGCUCCGGUUCAUCGUCUGUUUCUUCGGCGUGUUCGUCUGUUACUUUUAUUAUGGGAUACUGCAGGAGACAAUCACGCGAGGGGACUAUAGUCAUGGUGGGAAGAAGGAAAAGUUUCGCUAUGCCACCACACUUGUCUUCAUCCAGUGCAUCAUAAAUGCUGCUUUCGCCCAAAUCUUAAUAUGGUGUUUUGAUGGCGGGAAGCAGGACCACACAAAAAGCUGGCUAUAUGGCGUGUGCUCUUUGUCUUACCUGGGCGCCAUGGUGUCCAGUAACUCUGCACUGCAGUAUGUCAACUACCCCACACAGGUGUUGGGAAAAUCCUGUAAACCAAUCCCAGUCAUGAUUCUGGGUGUCACAAUCCUAAGAAAAAAAUAUCCAAAGGCAAAGUAUCUAUGUGUAUUUCUGAUCGUCGCUGGGGUCGCACUCUUCCUCUACAAACCCAACAAAGGUUCCACGACAUCAGAUGAGCACAUAUUUGGCUUUGGAGAAAUGCUGCUGCUGCUCUCUCUAACCCUGGAUGGGCUGACAGGUGUUUCUCAGGAUCACAUGAGGGCGCGUUAUCAGACGGGAGCCAAUCACAUGAUGUUAAAUGUCAACCUUUGGUCCACGCUGGUCCUAGGAAUAUCUGUGCUCUGGACAGGUGAAGUGUGGGAUUUUUUGACAUUUACUGAACGCUAUCCUAACAUCAUCAAUAAUAUCCUCCUGUUUGGUUUGACCAGCGCUCUUGGACAGACCUUCAUCUUUAUGACUGUGGUGUAUUUCGGACCUCUCACCUGUUCCAUAAUCACGACGACUCGGAAAUUCUUCACCAUCCUGGGUUCUGUGCUGUUGUUUGGAAACGUCAUCAGCACUAUGCAGUGGUUCGGGACAAUCCUUGUCUUCCUCGGACUUGGACUCGAUGCCAAAUUUGGAAAGACUCCUAAGAAGACGACGCACUAAAGAUUGUCUGUAUUGCGGACUCCUACAGAAUUGAUUCUCUAAACACUUUACAGCACUAUUUACAUCAGUGGUUUACUGCAGACAUUACGUUUUAGCACUCAAAGUAUUGUUAUUAUACUCUGAACAUUUAAUUAUGGGAUAUAUUUGCCUUUCAUCUCUCAAAAUGGUAUCCAUGGUAACAGUAAAGGUGCAGACUACAGUGUAUCUGUGCCUGUUAAUAAUCUGUUAAGCUGAAAUUUUAAAGCAAAAUCAAAACGGAUAAAGGUUGGAUAAAGAUCCUAUUUAAAGAUCGUAGUCUAAAAAGUGCACACGGCACGGUUUGAUUGUACUUCCUGGAACGACUGAAUUUUUAACUACCUGGAUUCAUGCUUUUUUGACAUAUUUAAAUACACCUACCAGUCAGUUGAGAAAUAAGACAGGCGGGUUCUGUCUUAAUUUAGGCAGUGAAUCUUGUUUUAUUGUCAGUGCAUUCCCCAGGAAGUGUGUAUGUCUGCGUGUGCGUGCUGUUUACAUUGUGUAUGAAAUAUACAAAUAUAAUUUACAGAUGGUGGGAGGCUGUUUAUAUAAGUUCACAGACAGACCCACUUGGAUAUUUUUUGUCAAAACAUGAAUUUUCAUACCUAAUAUUGUCAUAUUUAAAUUGAAAUCCUAAGUAAUCUCAUAUGUCUUGUUAAAGGUCAGUAAAGAAGCAAAUGUUUAGGAAGGUUUUUUUUUACACAAAAAAGAUAUAAUCUUCAUUGUAUUGUAUCCUUGGGUAAGAAUAAAAAUAAUAUUUUAUAGAUGAAUUGUAGUCUGCCUAUCUAAGCAGGGAUCUACUUGGAAUUGUUAUGAGUGUUUAAAUAAAAGGGAAACGUAAUCAGGUUGCUGGAUAAUGCAAUUGACCAGCUGUCACUGGGGAACGUCUGCCAAAUCCUCUCUCAUGUCUGCCAGCGUCAUGUUCUCGUUCUGUUUGGGAAGAGAAAACAAUUAAAUGACAUUAAACGCACAACCCUGAACAUGUGCCUGUGUGUAAUGUGCCUAUUUUCAGACACAUCUUUUAAAGUGCAUGUACUCAUAGGUGGUGUGAUACACAAUAGUGUCGCAGACAAUGUCUAGUCCUAUCUCUGGUUCUCUUGACAGGACAAGAGCAAAAGAUGAGCACUUAAAUCGGAUCAAAUGUACCUGACAAGAGUCAACACUGCACAUCUCAUAAAUGCGAUCGCAGUGACUGUUUGUUUAACAGGAACUUUGAGUAAAGGUUAAUGUGCAAUUCAGAACCGAAAAUGAAAUUGCAGGGAAACAAACACGGCCGGAUGUCAAGAAGGCAAUUUGAUUAAAAGAGCUAGCAGAGGAAAACUGGCAGCAAAGCAAAACUAUAUUUUCACACUCGCCAUUUGAACAAGCUGCCCUGAGGGUGUCCCAGCUAAAAUGGAUGAUAAAGAGUUUUUCUUCUUUUUCUUUCUUGCUUUGUUAUUAUAAUCUCAAACUCAUUUUUAUGAAUUUCAAGGGUGUUUUCGCAUCACGUCCCAUGAAUGUC